AUGGAUGCAGCUCUCCUUUUUCCGGAAACUAACUUAUCUUCCCUCCCUCCUUCUGAACCAAACCCCACGAAUAAACACUCUGCACCUCCUAAAUCCUUUGCUAAUGUCGUAGCCGAUAACGUUUGCGACAUACCCCUUAGUCAGUUCCCCCCAGCGUGUGUCAAAGGAGACAGGCUUGCGAUAACAAUUCCUGAGGAGGAAUAUGCUCUUGGUGUGGAAGCUUGCAAACACCAUCUUCAUGGCAGAAUCGUCUGGUCCAAAGGCUCUGCCCCACUUACUGUCGCGUCCUUGAAAGCUAAGCUCUUGCAGCUGUGGCCUUCUAUAGGCAAGUGGGGAAUCACCUCCCUGGGAAAAGGUUUUUUUGAAUUCGCAUUCUCCACGCUUGAAGAUGUUCAACGUGUGAGAUCGGUGAGCGCUUGGAAUCUAUCCCACGGUGUUCUCAAACUUUUUCCGUGGACUAAAGAUUUUACUCCAGCCACUUUGAAACAAACCUCUGCUCAAGUUUGGAUCAGAAUCCACGGACUUUCCCAAGAAUACUGGAGACCAAGAAUUAUCUUUGCCAUAGCUAGUAGUAUUGGAACACCUAUUUGCAUAGAUUCUGCCUCUAACAAAUCAGCCUUUGAUCGACCGUUUGGUCACUUUGUGCGUGUGCUCGUGGAUUUGGACAUGUUGAAGGAGCAAACCUUCAAAGUCCUUGUGGAAAGGAUUGGCUUUGCGUUCUUCGUGGAUAUAGAAUAUGAAAAACUGCCAGAGUUUUGCAAUCAUUGCUCCUGUAUUGGUCACUCCAUUGAAAACUGCAAAAGAAAGGAAAUGUCUAAGGAACAGGAUAAGAAUACCAACUCUAAGAAAAUUGUGGGAAAGCAAAUCUACAUACCUAAGAAAACACCAAUUGUGGACAAACCUGUUGGUUCUCCUGAAGUAAAUGAAGACUCUAUCACUCCAACCAUUCAGGUGGAGCAUGCUGCUGAAACCUCUAACCCUAUCAAUGUCAGGCACAUUGAGCCAACCAUUGAGGGGGACAAUAGGGAUGAACCCAUACAUCUUUCCUCUCAGGAAGAAGAAGGUAAAUCUGAUAAUGAAUAUGUGGAUGCCACUCAACUAGUGGAAUUUGUCCCUGAAACUCAAAUAGACCCGGCGAUUAAGGAACAGGUCACUAAUUUCUUGCAUGAAGCUUGGGCAAACAUGGCUGAGCACGAUCAGAAUGAUGACAAUGGUGUGGACAUAUUUCCAGAUAAGGAUUUUCAGUUAGUCUUAAACAAAAAAAAGAGAAACAAAAAGGCCCUGACCUUAAGCCAAACUAGACCUAGGUCUAGUCUUAACAAAUUGUCUCUAUGA
Vicia villosa (hairy vetch) is the source of this 1335-nucleotide messenger RNA. RefSeq lists its product as uncharacterized. The coding region runs from base 1 to 1335 and encodes 444 amino acids. The record is from RefSeq and is a predicted model, not a curated record. The transcript has a single exon. Lineage: Eukaryota; Viridiplantae; Streptophyta; Magnoliopsida; Fabales; Fabaceae.